Molecule: messenger RNA, 1160 nt
Organism: Arvicola amphibius (Eurasian water vole)
Lineage: Eukaryota; Metazoa; Chordata; Mammalia; Rodentia; Cricetidae
Gene: Tnfsf15
Product: TNF superfamily member 15
Exons: 5
Coding region: 159-893 (244 amino acids)
Biological process (GO): immune response
Cellular component (GO): membrane
Molecular function (GO): tumor necrosis factor receptor binding
Source: RefSeq, a predicted model, not a curated record
GACCGGACACGCUCUUCAUUGACUGAAUAUCCUUAUGUGAGCCGGGCAGUGGUGCGCAUGCCUUUAAUCCCAGCACUCCAGAAGCAGGUGGAUCUCCGAGUUCGAGGCCAACCUAGACUAAAGAAAGGAGUCAGAAGUGCCUCCAGGAGAGCAGAAGCAUGGCUGAGGAGCUGGGGCUGGGCUUUGAGGAAGCAGUCAGAGUGGAAAUGCCAGAGGGCAGAGCCAGGCCAGCCGCCAGGAGCAAAGCAUGCGUGGCUCUCAUCUGCUGUAUGCUGUCAUUUUUUACCGUUGCCGGACUUAGCACCUUCCUGAUGGUCAGCCAGCCCGGGACCCGGGGAAAAGACUGUAUGCCGCGGGCUAUACAAAACCAAAAUUGUGAACCUUCACCACAGCCAGUUUACACACCUUCCAGAGCCAAGCCAAGGGCGCACCUGACAAUUCUUAAACAAACUCCAGGGCCACAUCUGCAAAAUCAGUUUCCCGCUCUGCACUGGGAACAUGAACUAGGCUUGGCCUUCACCAAGAACCGGAUGAACUAUACCAACAAAUUUCUGGUGAUCCCUGAGUCCGGAGACUAUUUCAUUUACUCCCAGAUCACAUUCCGAGGGAUCACAUCUAGGUGUAGCAACAUCAGCCAAGGAAGACGACCUAACAGGCCAGACUUCAUCAUCGUGGUUAUCACCAAGGUAACAGACAGCUACCCCGAGCCCGCCCACCUCCUCACAGGAACCAAGUCUGUGUGUGAAAUAAGUAGCAACUGGUUUCAGCCCCUCUACCUUGGGGCUAUGUUCUCCUUGGAAGAAGGGGACAGGUUGAUGGUUAAUGUCAGUGAUAUCUCCUUGGUGGAUUACACAAAAGAAGAUAAAACUUUCUUUGGUGCCUUCUUACUAUAAGGGGAAACAACCACAAUCAUGAAGGGCCUCCUUGAUCCCUACUUCCCACUUUUCUUUGCUCAUGUGGAACUAUAAUCAGGGGUGUGGGGGAUCAAGUAUGGGGACAGCGGUUUAGCUACAUAAUUUAGGAACCCAAGGUGAUCCUCUCUAUAUGUUUUGGACUGAAAUAGUAAAUGGAAAACUCAGAAGAAAUCAUGUUUGCUAGAGACCUGCUGGGUUUUAAAAAUUAAAACAGCCGUCUCCAGUGGCUCCAUCUACUGCUCUCCA